Myripristis murdjan (pinecone soldierfish) is the source of this 3891-nucleotide messenger RNA. RefSeq names its product Era-like 12S mitochondrial rRNA chaperone 1 (gene eral1). Lineage: Eukaryota; Metazoa; Chordata; Actinopteri; Holocentriformes; Holocentridae. Gene Ontology annotation, molecular function: ribosomal small subunit binding; rRNA binding; GTP binding. The transcript has 11 exons. Gene Ontology annotation, biological process: ribosomal small subunit assembly. Gene Ontology annotation, cellular component: mitochondrial matrix. The coding region runs from base 120 to 1487 and encodes 455 amino acids. The record is from RefSeq and is a predicted model, not a curated record.
CAAAGCGGCAUGGCCUCGUCCUGUGAGCAACGUGAAUGUAAACAUGCAGGCCACGGUGACCUCGUAAUUGAAAAAUACAGUAUUUUUAGUUAAACUAGUUUCUCUGAUCAGACUUCGUUAUGGCUUACCGAGUGUGCGGACGGAUUUUGAGGCGGUGCGCCGUCGUCCUCUCCAGAGAGACUGUCGUGUCUGCCCGACGUGAAAAUGCGUCAUGGUUUCUGUCAGCGGGAAGUGCUGCCUGCAGCCGGUGGAGGAAUGGAUUCAGCUUUGCUCCCGCCUGCUUUAUUACAUCGGAUGCAUUCCUGAGUCGACUGACGAGGGGCAAGGCAGCAGAGACAGAUGGCAGCCUUUAUCGCCACCCAGCCUCCGUUCCACCUGACAGCGGAGAACAACUGUCGCUAUUAAUGCAAGAUCCAGAUCAGCCUGAGAACUCAAAGGUAUUGAAAGUGGCCAUAAUAGGUGCUCCAAAUGCAGGAAAGUCCACGUUGUCUAACCAGCUCCUUGGGUCAAAGGUGUUUGCAGUGUCCAAGAAAGUCCACACUACCCGGUCACGCUCCCUUGGUGUCCUAACAGAGGAUGACACACAGAUAAUUUUACUCGACACCCCUGGUCUCACCACUCCAUCAAAAGUCAAAAGACACCAACUGGAGAAGUCUUUGCUGGUGGAUCCCUGGAGCACAGUCAAGGAAGCGGACCUGAUGGUGGUCAUGGUGGAUGUGGCAGAGAGGUGGACGUGCGACAGGCUUGACUUCGAGGUGCUCAAAUGCCUGGCCCAGCACCCUGACAUCCCUGCAGUCUUGGUCCUCAACAAGGUGGACCAGGUGAAGAAUAAGAACAAGCUGCUGGAGCUCACAGCGGUGUUGACAUGUGGAGUGGUGAACGGAUGCAGAAUGCGGGUCAGGCCAGUGAUCAAGCCUCCUUGGGCUGAAAAGAGGCCAGUCCAGGCAGUAGGACCUCCAGAGUUAUCAUCAUCGCCUGAGCAGGACAGCACAGGGCUCGAGGACGGCGCUGAGACAAAGUCUGUGCUGAGCAAGGAGCAGCUGAAGGCCCUGAGGAACCAGCAGGGCUGGCCUCACUUCAAGGACGUCUUCAUGCUCUCCUCUGUGGACCGGGAGGACGUGGAGACACUGAAGAGGUAUUUGUUGGUUGCGGCCAAACCAGGAGCGUGGCAGUACCACAGCGAGGUCCUGACCGACCAGACUCCACAGGACGUCUGCGCCAACAUCGUCCGGGAGAAGCUUCUGGAGUAUCUGCCCCAAGAAGUUCCCUACACGCUGACACAGUCUGUUGAACUCUGGCAAGAUGGAGAAAAUGGGGAGCUCGAUAUAUCUGUGAAACUUUAUGCCAAGAAAGACACUCACAUGAGAAUGGUGAUUGGCGCAGCUGGCCAAAUGGUGGCACGGAUCGCCCGAGAGGCUGGGGAGGACCUGAGCAGAGUCUUUCUGAGGGAGGUGAGGCUCAGACUCUCAGUCAAGUUGAGGAAGUAAAGAAGAUGGAGGGAUUGAGACUGUUGAAACCUAAACAGGUGUAAACGGAUCCUUCUGGAUUUGAGACAACCUUCCUCACCGGUUCCCGCAAAGGCCACGGCUGAAGAGGAGAAGUACGGAUAAGAUCUCAUCACGACUGUGAGGUGGAAAAUAUACACAGCAACAGAGCUCCCAUUGAGCCGGUUCCUGUGUAGCUACUGUGAAAGGUUACCAAAACAAAGAUGAUCAUAUCGUUACAGGAAGACUGCUCUGAAUAUUGACUUUUGUGUCCUUGCUGUUCCUGUGACUUAACACAAGUUUAAGACUUCAAUUGAAAGAUGCUACCUAUAUGGUAUUGUCAUUAUAUUAGUGUCAAACGGUCAUGACACAUUUUAGUGCCAGAAGAACAGGCAAGGAAAUACACACCAAAAGCAUCAAGGUGGAAAACUAAUAAAAUACGACAAAAAGAAAGCAGCUUAAUCAAGAUGUAGAAUUGAGCGUAUUGAGACAUUAUUGCUCUUCAACUGGCAAUGAUUUACAGAGUCUGUGUCGCUUUUUUCUAUCAUCAAAUGGAUAUUUUGGCACAAGUUUUAAGGCAGUGUUUGUGGCCGAGGGGGCCGGGCGAGCUGUGAAAAGGUUGAUGGUUUAUCUUGGGCUCUCAGCGCACUUAACUUGGCGGGAACCUUGUGCUUGCGCGGCCUGUAGAUAACUGAAGUGGGACCUGCACAGUCAUGUUCACUCAAAUGUCCCUGAUGUACCAUCCAGCCCUAUUCCCCGCACUCGCUCUUCACUUUAAGUCUCUUCCACUGCCUUUGAAGUACAGCCAUCCCUUUGAGUCUCUCUUUUUUAUUCCUCCGCUUUCCUCAGUUUUCUCCCUCUCUGUUUUUUCCUCUCUCUCUCUCUCUCUCUCUCUCUCUCUCUCUCUCUCACACACACUUACAAAGCUGUGCUCUACCCCUAAGGACUGAAUUGUCUCCCUAAUGGAUGGCAAAAUGGAGCACUAACCUGAUGCUAAAAUGGGUCAGAUAAUGGUGAUUAGAUUCAUUCCUGCUGCCUGUGAGUUAACUCGACGGUUACUCUAUCCAGGGCAUCUUGAUGAAUAACCAGCUAGUGGCCUAAAGCAAGGGCGAAGAGAGGGAGAGACGGAGCGGGAGAGGCCGGGCCUUGAAUGUCUCACAGAAGCUGUGUCACCCCCUGAGGCUCUCCCUGCUCUCUGCAGUGGCUGCUUCCCCGUGAUUAGACGAGCAGUUGCACAGCAAAGAUCACCACCGAGACAAGCCAACUGCUGUUUGGAAACGUUACAUCUGAAAGUAACCCUUCAAACACAGUAUAGUUGCAGCGCUGUCAGCCUACUUCACAUGUGUCGUACACCAAAUAACAAGUUACUCGUUUGUCUCAGAACAAAAAGAUUUAUUUCACACAUACAUCUCACUUACAAAUGGGAUCAAAUUGGAAAAACAGCAUGCCCAAAAACCGUCUCAGGGUUAAUCUCUCCUUCUCCCGCAGCUCAUCAGUAACAUGCCAAUCCCCGAAGUUGCUUUUCUUUCAUCCUUACAGUCCAGAUGACAUUGAGCAGAGGCCAGAAAACCCUUACCAUUACUAAAACUCAGUAAUGGUAACGGUUUGAUCGCCCCUCUCUGCGGUGUCCAGCUCACGACGGGUAGCUCCGCCUCGCUGUGUGUCUCGCUGACAGGCUCGGAGAGGGAAUGAAACCCUGGAUAGUACAUCAUCUAUACUGUAGUGUCUCUUUAAUGAACUUACAGUAUAUGAUGAUAUCCUGUCCAGGGCACAAGACCAACAUUUUCCAGCGUGCUCCUGUCCUCUCAGUGUCCCUGCAAGACAGAGGUAGAGCAGGCGCAUGAACAUUUGCACAUCAUUAGAGACUGCAUAUUGGUGCUUUGGGUUCUAAUACGGUAAAAAAUGCUAAAUGAAAUCAAUGUAUUUAAAUGGAUUACUCAAAAAGCUGCUGUUAAAUAAAAUAUCUGCCUAUCUUGAUGUGUCUGUCUGGAUCACAGAGUGUACAAAGGGCAGGCCCUCACCCUGAACCAUCAACAUGUGGCUGCAUGACGCCUCAGUGAAAUCCUCCCUGUGUGUACAUACUCACCUUUCUGUGUCAUUGUCUGUGGUCUUUAGUCAUUUACGGCUUGACGGCGCCUUUCUCACAUCAGUGUCCUUACUUUAUGGCUGGCAUGUCUCCAUGUCUGGUUCACAGGCUGCUAACAGCUCACAAAUGUGCCUCCUGGGCUUGGCACUUAAAGGCCCUCUGGCUCAUUAGCAUACUGUGAUGGCAUCUGGGCUGGACCAGAGAGCUAGGGGCUGAACUCUUAUCUGCUCCCAACCUGAUUGCCUCCAUCCAAUGAUGGCCCACACCCUUAUUACACUCUGGUGAGCUGGUGAUACAUGCAUACCUAAAAAAAAAAAAAAA